Messenger RNA from Oncorhynchus nerka (sockeye salmon), 857 nucleotides. RefSeq names its product microtubule cross-linking factor 1-like. The transcript has 3 exons. The record is from RefSeq and is a predicted model, not a curated record. The coding region runs from base 96 to 857 and encodes 253 amino acids. NCBI's taxonomy places the organism in Eukaryota, Metazoa, Chordata, Actinopteri, Salmoniformes, Salmonidae.
GUGUGUGUGUGUGUGUGUGUGUGUGUGUGAGAUUUCAGGCUCUGAAUGAGAUUCCAGACAGAGAGGGCCCCUCGGAGUACCAGGAGGAGGAGGAGAUGGGUUUUGGCAGCCUGCUUAGGGCUAAGUCGGUCUGUUCCAUGAGUGACUUCCAGCGUCUGAUGGGCAGCUCUCCCUUCCUGCCUGACAGGGGUCGUCGUGGUGACCGUGGCCGUGACGACGUGACUCCGCCCCUGUCACCCGACGACCUGAAGUACAUUGAGGAGUUCAACAGUAAGGGUUGGGACUUCCCUGUCCCUGGCCCAUCCCCGACACCAGGCCACCACACCCCUACAGCCAUGGAGGCCUGGGCAGAACGGCCCGCUUCAGAACCAUUCCAGCCGGCCUCGUGGUUCCUAACCACCAGCGCCACUUUGACCACCAAUACCCAAUCCAGCCACGAGCCCCCCAGCCCACCACACUGCCAGCGGGGUAACAUAGGAGGGGGAGCAGGGGUCCACGUCUCCCACAGCCCCACCCGAUCCCCCGGGCCCUCCGAUCAAGACUACCUGUACCCCAAAGGAACUAAGGGGCAAGGGGGUGGGGGUGUUGGUGAAGUAGGGGGUGCCUCCGGGAUUGGGGGGUUAGGAGGUCCAGACGAGGUGUUUGGUGAUGGUAGGUGGCCUCCUUCCUGUCAUAAGGAGUUAUUAGAGGGUGGGGGGGGGGUUGGGGGUCCCAUCCCCACGGUGGGGUACGCCUCGUCUCUGGAGCUGCAGCUGUCACGGAACCUCAGUGAUGACAUGAAGGAGGUGGCCUUCUCCGUUAGGAACUACCGCUCUGGCACCUCGGACCACCUGGAGCAACAGAGACAGGUCUGUUGA